Molecule: messenger RNA, 3483 nt
Organism: Paracoccidioides brasiliensis Pb18
Exons: 1
Coding region: 1-3483 (1160 amino acids)
Biological process (GO): phosphatidylinositol-mediated signaling; lipid metabolic process
Molecular function (GO): calcium ion binding; phosphatidylinositol-4,5-bisphosphate phospholipase C activity
Source: RefSeq, a predicted model, not a curated record
AUGGCGGCUAGCGGGUGGGCCUCCCCCUCUAUCUUCAAAGACAACACUCAUUCUCAAUCAAGAUCCCCUCUACAUGUUCCGCACAGAAUUCCUUUCCAAAAUGGGUUCUCUUCUACACUCAGCGCUUCUGCCCCUCCUACCUCCGGAUUUGAACCUUCAGGGGUAUCAACAGAUUCAUCUAGUCUCCCGACCUAUUUUUCUAAUUUCCCCAGCCCUACUCCUUUUUCUCCUACCGGCUUCACCGACUCCGCGCAUGAUACGCCUUUUCGCAAUUCUGUGAGUCCUAUAAUGACGUUCGGAUCUCCCGCUCCCCUCGAACUGCCGGAAAGUGCUGUGGCCUUUCCUUCACAACCCUUUAACGCUCCUCCACUUGGUACAGAUAGCGCCGCAAACAACACUACCUCCAGCAAAACUCCUGGGCUGAUGCGGAGGAUAUCCAGAGGAGCUGCGAAUAAGCUAGCUCGUCGAAGACAAUCUACAUCCCGCUAUGAUAAGCGAGACAAUAGCUCUGGUCCUGUGAUUAUGCAGAGGAGAAGUGACAGUAAAACUGGAACGACAACAUCUAGGGAUAGUGGCUUGGAUUCGAGCUAUGAAGAAGAGGAAGAACCCUGCGAUCAUCUAGCUUCGUGGUGUAACCGUGAUACAAAUGCUACUGCCAGUCGAUGUAGCAUGGCUGUUGCAGCCAAUGAUGGCUGUGUUGCGCCCAAACUGGAUUCUAUUUUGCAUCGCGGUUCACUUCUGACCAAGGUAUCUAAACAUAAGACGAAGAUGGUGACAUUUUUCCUCGAUUUACAAUCUGCCAAGGUGUACUGGGACUUGUCAAAUCCCGCAAAACGACUUUAUAUCGAUGAUAUUAAAGAAAUUCGCACUGGCCUAGAUGCCCGCAAUUACCGGGAGGAACAUGAUAUUCCUGAAAGACUGGAGGAGUUAUGGUUCACAAUUAUUUUCACGAACCCUGAGCAGUCCAAAAGCAAGCCCAUUAAAACGCUGCAUCUUAUCGCUCCCAAUAAAGAGACUUUCGAACUGUGGACGAAUACCCUAGAAGGAAUCUCUAGAUACCGGAUUGGUCUCAUGGCCGGCUUGGCCGGCUCUGGUCAGAGUGAGAGCGUCCUGAAAGCUCACUGGCAACGUGAAAUGUCUCGACGGUCUCUGGAGUCAGGAGAAGAGUCCCUUGAUCGGAAUGCCGUCGAGAACCUCUGCCAAAGCUUACAUAUCAAUUGCUCUAAAAACAUGUUACGGGCCCAAUUCGCAAAAGCAGAUAAGGACCGAACUGGAAGAUUGAAUUUCGCCCAAUUUAAAGAUUUCCUUCAACGACUGAAAGACCGCAAGGAUAUCCGAGAAAUUUUCCGCUCUAUCGCAACAGAUUCUGCUCAGGGGUUAACGUUAGACGAGUUUCUCGAAUUCCUUCGCGAUUCCCAGUGCGAAAACGUGGAGGAUAAUAACAGAAACUACUGGUCUUCAACCUUCGAAUUUUUCGUUCGCGGCUCCAAACAACGUGCCCUAGAACCACGAAAUUCUCCCAGUGCUCGGAUGAACCUGGAAGCUUUUUCGGCCUUUUUAAUGUCUCCGAAAAAUGGCAUAUACCCAGCACGAUUCUCAUCUCCGAAGCUCGACAGACCCCUCAACGAAUAUUUCAUCUCGAGUUCGCAUAACACGUACUUACUGGGAAGACAAGUUGCUGGCGAAUCCAGCACCGAAGCCUACAUCACGGCCCUCCAAAAUGGCUGCCGCUGUGUGGAGAUUGACUGCUGGGAUGGCGCUGAUGGUCGCCCAACCGUCUCUCACGGCCGUACAUUGACGAGCAGCGUUUUAUUCGCAGACUGUAUUAAUGUCAUCAACAGAUAUGCAUUCCAAGCUUCUGAGUAUCCGUUGAUACUAUCGCUUGAGGUCCAUUGUUCCCCAUUUCAACAACUGGCAAUGGUGGAAAUCAUGAAAGAGACAUUUGGGGAUAAGCUACUUCUUCGACCGCUUUUGACGAAUUGCGCGAUAUUGCCCUGCCCAGAUGACCUAAAGCAUCGCAUCCUGAUAAAAGUUAAAACCGCAGACGAAGACGAGCAGUUGACAUCUUCCAACUCUCAGAUUGCUGGGCGCAAGCGCAGUUCCAGUUCGCCCUUUGCUCGUGCCAAUGGUCCCGAAAGCGGUGCUUUUACAUUUCCCAUGGCGCAUGUAACUCAGCCAAUAGAUUCUGGUAACUUUACAGCAUGGACACCUGGAAGACGGUCACUUACAACAACAAGCUUGAGUAGCGCAUCCGAGGAUAGUGAUGCUGGCCCCCUUGUGAUGUCGACAAGGAAAGAGAAGAGAAAGCAGCCUAAAAGUCGGAUCACCCGAGAGCUUGCUGAACUGGGUGUAUACACUCGUGGAUACAAAUGGCACAGCUUCAACUCUCCAGAGAGCAAAAGGUUUAACCAUGUGUACUCUUUCUCCGAGAGAUCUUUCGAACAAAUAUCUCGCGACUCAGAGAUCAAAGCACUCCUUGAAGCGCAUACCAAAUCUUUCAUCACACGUGUCUAUCCGGCGAAUACUCGUUUCCGCUCGUCAAAUUUUGAUCCGAAUUUUUUCUGGAGGAGAGGCGUGCAAAUGGUAGCAAUGAACUGGCAGACGUACGAUAUAGGUAUGCAAAUGAACCAAGCAAUGUUUGCCGCCGGAACCGAUCAAACCGGCUAUACUCUCAAGCCAGACAGUCUGCGAACAUCUCCGUCGUCUCCGAGAUCUCUUGCUCUUUGUGGCGAUGUAAGGCCAAAAGUAGACAGGAAAUUGGUUAGAUUCACAGUGGAUAUCAUAUCCGCACAGCAGCUCCCAAGAUUGCGAGGAAUGGGUCCGGACGAUAGCAUUAAUCCGUAUAUCGAAAUCGAGUUGUUCUGCGCCGAUGAUAAGAAGAAAGGCCUUGCAUUUGGCGAAGGGGGUGUUGAUACUUCAGCCCGCAAUGGCGUGUCUGGAAUUGGUCAACCGCACCGUCGUCGGACAAAAAUUGAACAGCAGAAUGGUUUCAACCCUGUGUUCAAUGACCAAUUCAAACUGUCUCUAGAAACCAAAUACCCAGACCUCGUCUUUGUUCGUUGGGUCGUCCGCAACUCUCCUGAUGGACGGAGCUUUGGUGGUAAUAACAGUGUGCAGCUUGCCACCUUCACUGCAAAGCUCAGCAGUCUCUCACAAGGAUACAGAUAUUUACCUCUAUAUGACGGAAGUGGUGAUCAAUAUUUAUUCUCAACUCUCUUUUGCAAAAUCACUAAAUUUGACCCGGUACCAGCACAACGCCCCGGUUUCAAUUUAUCGAGAGGAGACCAGAGAGGAAUUAUCAAGCAAAUAAAGCACACAUUAACCAAACGUACGUUGUCUGCCGAGAGAGACAAGGAGAGGGACAGCGAUCGCUGCCAGGAAAAAGGAAAGGACUUGAUUCUGAGACCUGAAGACCUCCAGCUUAGAAAUAAGGGAUCUUCCUUAACUGAUGGCCCUUCUCUUGCUCUUCCAUCUCCAGCAUAA